AUGUCAGACCAGAACAGCACCGACGAUGGGGAGUCAGACCCCCAGCACAGCCUGUCUAUGGUCUUCCUCCUCGUCCUGGUCUUCUUCAUCAUGGGGCUGGUGGGUUUCCUGAUCUGCCAUGUCCUGAAGAAGAAGGGUUACCGGUGCCGGACUUUCCGGGACGAGCUCGACCCAGAUAACAAAGAUGUGCUGGCAGAGCUCCAGGCCAAUGAAGAGGAGGAGCUGAACGAGGACACCGUGGAAAAGAUUGUGAGAUGCAUCAUCCAAAAUGAAGCAAAUGCAGAGGCCCUCAAGGAGAUGCUAGGGGACAACGAAGGGGACAUCCCAGUGCCAGUGCCCAGCCUUUGUCCUCACCGUAACAGCCAGGACGGGGGCCCACCACAUCACCACACAGUGCAUCUGGGCUCCACGCAGGCCCCCUGCAUCCACUGCAGCAAGAGGAAGAGGCACCCACUGCAUCGGCAAGGACGGUCCAAGGAUGGCAAAGGCAGGAUGCAUCCUGGAGAGACCACCGUCUUCUCAGUGGGCAGGUUUCGUGUCACACACAUCGGGAAGAAACCCACUUUCCAUGAGCAGCAGGACGGUCCCCUGCCCGACGGCAGCCGGGAGCCGAGCACGGAGGAGCUGGAGCACAGCAGCGACCGGCUCCAGCGGGAGCGGGCUCGCAAUGGGACUGUCCCCACGGGUGGCCUGCAGAACGGAGCGGUCCAGAAGGGUGGCAAAGGCGGGGAGCAGAGCCGCUCCACCACCCUAGCCCCGAACACACCAGCCAGCUCUGGCACUCGCGACAGCAGGCGGGCAGGCAAGGGAUCCAGCGUUGCAGGCUCGCUGCAGGAUGCUGGCACUGCUCCCGGGAGCUCAAGCCGCCAGAGGAAGCUCCUGAGCCAUCGGGUGCUGGGAGGGUCAAGUCCCAGCAUCCCGGGAGAGCUGGUGCAGGAAGGAGGCAGCAUCUGCCUGGAGGAGACCGGACUGGGGUCGGCAGAUGAAGUAUCGGAUAUUCACGGGAGCCUGAGUCUGCACGAACAGGCUGAUGAGUUGGGAAGAGACGACGGCAGCAGAAAACAGCCUGGAGUGGAGGACAUGAGGCAGCAGCCGGGGCCACCAUGA
Charadrius vociferus (killdeer) is the source of this 1107-nucleotide messenger RNA. RefSeq names its product RELT-like 2 (gene RELL2). Lineage: Eukaryota; Metazoa; Chordata; Aves; Charadriiformes; Charadriidae. The record is from RefSeq and is a predicted model, not a curated record. The transcript is spliced from 6 exons. Gene Ontology annotation, biological process: positive regulation of cell-substrate adhesion; positive regulation of p38MAPK cascade. The coding region runs from base 1 to 1107 and encodes 368 amino acids.